GUUAAUUACUACUUCAUUACAAAUAGCCAAGCGGGUCGCUUCGUUUUCUCUAAUCAAUUUGAUUAACAGAGAAACAGAGAGAUGAAGAGAUCAUCAUCAUCAUCAUCAUCCUUAUACCAUUGGGUGAUGGUGAUGGUGGUGGCAUACACUUUGAUUAAUCUAGUAUCAGGAAAUGAUGAUGAAAUGAUAAUCGUUAAGUACGAUGAUCCGACACAAGUACUACUCCAGCAGCCUUACCGGACAGCUUUCCAUUUCCAGCCUCCUCAAAACUGGAUGAACGGUAAUUCAUUCAUGAUAUCUUCUGAUUAAUUCUCUCUAAUUACUACUAAUUUAAAGAAAAUUAUGUGUACUCCUUUAGUGCUCUUGAUGAUUUUUCGUCUUCUUGUUGUUCUGGGUUGCUGUCAAUUUGCUGGCUUCUGUGUGCAUUUGCUUCUUGAUGGCCAAAUCAUGAUGAUGGAAAUGGAAUUCUUUACUUCACUAUAGACCCAAAUGGGCCAAUGUAUUAUAAUGGAGUUUACCAUUUUUUCUAUCAACACAAUCCCCGGGAAGCACAAUUUGGCAGUGGUAAUCUAUCUUGGGGGCAUGCAGUCUCGUAUAAUCUGGUUGAUUGGGUUUAUCUUGAGCAUGCUCUUAAUCCCACUGAUCCUUUCGACAUCAAUGGUUGCUGGUCUGGUUCUGCAACAAUUCUUCCAGAUGGAACUCCUGCUAUUUUGUACACUGGAGUUGAUUCUCAGAGUCGGGAAGUGCAAAAUUUGGCCAUUGCCAAGAAUCCAUCUGAUCCCUACCUUAGAGAAUGGAUCAAAUCACAUCAUAAUCCUCUGAUGGUUCCAGUUGAUGGGAUCGGCACCAGGUUUUUCAGAGAUCCAACAACGGCGUGGCAGGGGCCGGAUGGUAAAUGGCGGGUGAUUAUUGGUAGCGAAAUUAAUGGUCAUGGGACAGCACUUCUCUAUCAGAGUGAUGACUUUGUAACAUGGAGUAAGAGCCCCAAACCUCUUCAUUUUUCGGAUGCAACAAAAAUGUGGGAGUGUCCUGAUUUCUAUCCUGUUAGUGUCAAUGGCACUAAUGGGCUUGAUACUUCUGUGAUGGAUACUAAUACUAAGCAUGUGCUGAAGGCAAGCAUUAACAUGGACAACUACAUGCGCGACAGCUAUGUGAUCGGAACAUAUGAACCAGAAACAGAUGAAUUUGUGGUUGAUGUUGAUUUCAAGGAUAAGAGUGUGGAUUUGAGAUAUGAUUAUGGGGUAUUCUAUGCCUCUAAAACAUUCUAUGAUAGUUUGAAGAGAAGGAGAGUAAUGUGGGGAUGGGUUCUGGAGGCAGAUAGUAAAUUGGAUGACAUAAACAAGGGAUGGGCUGGACUACAGUCAUUUCCUAGAUCUAUCUUGCUUGACGAAAGUGGAAAGCAAUUAACUCAGUGGCCUAUCAGAGAAAUUGAGAGCUUGCGCACAGAAGAAGUCAAUAUUCAGAACAAAGAGAUUGAAGGGGGAGCUGAAUUUGAGAUAACCGGCAUUACAGCUUCACAGGCUGACGUAGAGGUAUCGUUUCAUAUACCUAAUCUUGAUGAUGCGGAGCUACUGCUUCGUGAAUGGCGCGAUCCUGAGGCCCUUUGCAGGAUAAAGAAUGCAUCCGCUGGAGGCAAAAUUGGACCUUUCGGAUUGAUGGUUUUGGCCUCAGAUAACUUGGCUGAACACGCUGACAUUUUCUUUCGAAUAUACAAAGGCAAUGACAAACAUGUUGUGCUCAUGUGCAGUGAUCAAAGCAGAUCUUCAUUGAGAGAAGAGGUUGAAAAAACCACAUAUGGGGCCUUCAUUGAUGUUGAUCCUUCACAAAACCUUUCAUUGAGAAGUUUGGUCAGUGGCUCAUAGAUAGAAAAUAAAGUUCUGUCUUGCAGGAUUUAUAACAAACAUAAUUUUGUUCUUCUCCAUUCUUUUUUUCAGAUUGAUCACUCAAUCAUUGAAAGUUUUGGAGGUAGGGGGAAGACUUGCAUCACCGCCAGAGCUUAUCCGAAAGUGGCGGUUGGUAAUGCAGCCCGACUAUAUGCUUUCAACUAUGGGACUGAAAGCAUUGUAAUCUCAAGCUUAAGUGCUUGGAGCAUGAAGCCUGCUCAACUAUCUCCUCUACAUGAAAGAACAAAAUCCCAAAUUUGAUUAUCAUAUGCUCUUGGAUGUCUCUAUUUCCCAAAUUUUUUCACAAUUUUCAUGGCUCUUGAAUGUCAAAUACUUUUUUUCACAUUUCCCAUACAGUUUUUACAUCCCCAGUGACAAUAAAUGUUUCAAGUUUAAGUUCAAUUUCUGAUAAACAGACCUGAAAUGGUUUUCUGUUAUUAAAGAAACGAUUAGAGCACCGACAUUACUAGAUCAUGAAGCUCACACUUUGAUGCUAUCUAUUAUGUUUCAAAUCUAUACGAGUCAGGAAUAUAUAUAUAGACAAAUCAUAUGUAUGACGUUACUCUUUCGUAUUAAAAUAAGCAAGACGAUUUUUUUGGGACGGAGAGAUGUUCAUGUCAUUGCAAUCGGUGAAAUUCAAGUGAUCCUUGCUCUGAUCACUCAUCUUAUGUAUCAUGUAGUUGUGCUUUACAAUUGCUUCUUUUUUUUUCUUUUUUUUUUUGGCG
Oldenlandia corymbosa var. corymbosa is the source of this 2608-nucleotide messenger RNA. Lineage: Eukaryota; Viridiplantae; Streptophyta; Magnoliopsida; Gentianales; Rubiaceae. The record is from the annotation of a GenBank genome assembly.